Cuculus canorus (common cuckoo) is the source of this 1662-nucleotide messenger RNA. It is a transcript of the gene ERAL1, whose product is annotated as Era like 12S mitochondrial rRNA chaperone 1. The record is from RefSeq and is a predicted model, not a curated record. The coding region runs from base 68 to 1480 and encodes 470 amino acids. NCBI's taxonomy places the organism in Eukaryota, Metazoa, Chordata, Aves, Cuculiformes, Cuculidae. The transcript is spliced from 11 exons. Gene Ontology annotation, cellular component: mitochondrial matrix. Gene Ontology annotation, biological process: ribosomal small subunit assembly. Gene Ontology annotation, molecular function: GTP binding; rRNA binding; ribosomal small subunit binding.
CCCCGAGCGCUGAGCCAAUGAAUGCUGGCGGUGCUCGCGCUCCCGCCGUGCCCCGCGGCGGGGCAACAUGGCGGCGCCCAGGGCUCUGGCGGCCGCCCGGGCUGUGAGCGGCGCGGCGAGGGCUGCGGCGGCGGCGGGACCGCUCCGGCUGCGCCCAGCCCGUCUCCUGCAGAGCUGUGCCCCACAAGCCGCCACACUCCCUGUCCGCUGGAGCGGGAGCAGCUCUGCGCUCGGCAGCAUCCUGGGCAUCCCCGCCGAGAAGCCAGCCAGCGCCCUGGGCCAGCACCCACCGCCUGUUGCCACCAGCGAAGGGGAGCAAGAACGCUUGUUACAGAAUCAGCCUAAUCAGCCCCAGAACCCCAAGGUUUUACGAAUCGCCAUCAUCGGAGCACCAAACGCAGGGAAGUCCACGCUCUCUAAUCAGCUUGUGGGCAGGAAGGUUUUCCCUGUUUCUAAGAAAGUACACACAACACGAUGCAAAGCCCAGGGCAUUGUCACCUAUGAGGACACACAGCUGAUCAUCCUGGACACACCUGGCCUCACAAGUCCCUUGAAAGCCAAAAGACAUAAUUUAGAUGCAGCCAUGCUGACAGACCCAUGGGACAGCAUGAAACACGCGGAUUUAGUUCUGGUUUUGGUGGACGUGUCGGAUCACUGGACACGAGACUCUCUGAGCCAGGAGGUGCUGAAGUGUCUUUCUCGGUUUCCCCAUAUCCCUAGUGUCCUCGUUCUGAACAAGGUGGAUCUGCUAAAGAAGAAGUUCAUCCUGCUGGACCUAGUAACUGAGCUAACAGAGGGAGUUGUAAAUGGAAAGAAACUGGAAGUGAGAUCUACGUUUAAACGGAAUUCCAGUUCUUCAGCAAAGUCUCCCCCUCAAAUCACUCAGCCUUCACUGAAGGAUAGGGCCCGUGAGUCUCACUGUCCACAGGAAGCAGCUCAAGCCCAGGAGAGCUCUAGCUUGGGCCACAACAGUGAUGUGAAGGCUUCUGAGUCCAGUCGUGUCACAGAAGAACAAGGGCCAAAGCGCUGUGAACCCAGAGAUCUAAAAAAUAUGAAAGGCUGGCCGGGCUUCCAGGAGAUCUUCAUGCUGGCAGCAGUCCAUGGGGAGGAGGUGGAUACGCUCAAGCGGUACCUCCUGAUGCAAGCCAAGCCAGGCCCUUGGGAGUUUCACAGCGAGGUCUUGACCAGUCAGUCACCUCAGGAGAUCUGUAAUAAUAUCAUCAGAGAGAAGAUACUGGAGUAUCUGCCCCUGGAAGUACCCUAUGGUGUGACACAGGUGACAGAGAUGUGGGAAGAGGGACCAAGUGGGGAGCUUCUCAUCGUGCAGAACCUCUUGGUCCCACGGAAGUCUCAUAUGAUGAUGUUGAUUGGAAGACGAGGUAAGGUUAUCAGCAGGAUUGCUCAGGAAGCUGGCCAGGACCUGAUGAAUGUUUUCCUGUGUGAUGUCCGCCUGAAGCUCAAGGUGGAGGUGAAGAGUUGAACUCUUGGCAUAUAUUUUAACAGCCUUUGAGCUCUCUGGUCAUACAGAGAAAAUGGUCCUGUUUUCCCGUGCGGGUAUCUUGGCACUUUUGUUCAACCCAGAAACAGAGGGUGAGGGACUCAAUAUAGCGAGCGGAAGCAGAAUAUAUUAUUCUUUGGGGGAAAUAAAGUCUUCAGACCUUC